This is a messenger RNA of Peronospora belbahrii, 870 nucleotides long. The record is from the annotation of a GenBank genome assembly. Lineage: Eukaryota; Oomycota; Peronosporomycetes; Peronosporales; Peronosporaceae.
AUGGUGAUGGUCGAGAUUUGUGGCAUUCCUAUCGACUUUCCAUUCUUACCAUACAAUUCACACGUUAUUUAUAUGGAGAAGGUGAUGUUGGCACUUACAUUGAAACAGAAGGCUAUUCUUGAAAGCCCUACAGGCACUGGCAAUCCAAUGAGUUUGAUUUUAUUAAUUACACUCUGUUUUCUUUACGACAUUAGCAUGGCGUCAACAGCAGGGACAAGUCAAACUGCUGUACGAAAUGCGCCUAAACGUCCUGAAGGCUUGUCAUUAGCGUACGAAGGCGACAGCAGUGACAGUGAGGCACUACAGCUUCCAAGGAUUAUUUAUUCGUCACGAACCCAUUUGCAGCUGAAACAGGUGGUACAGGAGCUCAAGAAUACGUCGUACCGUCCCAUUAUCGCAGAGCAUUUAUGCGUGAAUGAAAAGGUGUCCAAGUGCCAGGGGAUAAAACAAAACCUUGCAUGUCGCUCGACCUGUAAAGACAGAAGAACUGGUGACUACGGCGUUGGAUCGCGAGAUGGACUGGGUGGCUCUGGGAUUCCCACCCGUGAUGCACACAAUGUGGAAUCGAUUGCAAGCGAAGCCGCGUCAUCUAGUUUUUCAUCAAACGAUAUUGUGGCUGCAUUCCAGAGGGGUCUCAAUAAUUUUCCGGUGUCUUUGAGUGUAGGGUUUACAAAGCCGGGGGAGUACAUUUUUGAAUGUUUCGAGCAAUACAAUGUAAAUUUCAAGACGUGCCCGCUUGUCCUAAGCACGUUGAGGAGAUGGUUGAAAGUGGUGCACGGUGGAGGCGAUUCCCACAGAGCUGCAUCAAAACUUGAUUCCAUGUUUUCGUUUUUGGGCACAAUUUGUCAACGAGCAAGGAGCACCAUUUGA